UUGGUGAUCUGGGUGGCUGGCCUGAAAAUGAAGCGGACCGUGAACACUGUGUGGUUCCUGCACCUUGCCAUCGCUGACUUCCUGUGCUGCGUGUCUCUGCCAUUCUCCAUCAUUCACCUGAUCCUUCAUGAGUACUGGCCAUAUGGCCACUUCCUCUGCAAGGUUAUCCCAUCAGCCAUCAUCCUCAACAUGUUUGCCAGUGUCUUCCUCCUCACUGCCAUCAGCAUUGACCGGUGCCUGAUGGUGAUGAAGCCAGUUUGGUGUCAGAACCACCGUAACGUGAGGCUUGCAACAGCGAUGUGCUGCUGUAUCUGGCUCUUGGCCUUCAUUAUGUGUUGUCCUGCCUUCCUCUACCGUGAGACCUUCAAAGAUGAAUUUGGCAAAACUGUUUGUAAUUAUCAAUUUGGAGAUGAUAAGGAUUAUGAAGAUUAUAUAGAUUAUGGGAAUUAUUCAGCCAUGAGCUUUGGCAUAACCCGAUAUCCUGGUGGUUUCUCCAGCACUGAUAUUCCUGGCACCCUGUACAAUGAUACUAUCUUAUUGGGGAACUUGAAUGAUUACAUCUCCUACAGCAGUCAGCCAACCACCUUACUGGCCAUAAAUAUUACCAGGAUUGUCUUUGGCUUCCUUCUUCCCUUUAGCAUAAUGGCAGCUUGCUACAUCCUUAUAGUCAUCAAGAUGCAUGGAGCCCGAUUUACCAAACCCCGUGGUAAGACCCUACGAGUGAUCCUGGUUGUGGUGGUUGCCUUCUUUGUCUGUUGGGCUCCAUUCCAUGUAGUUGGGGUACUGUCUCUCCUAGCUAUGCCAGGCACUGGAUUUAGGGAGGCAGUAGCACUGUGGGACCACCUCUCUAUAGCACUGGCCUAUGCAAACAGCUGCAUCAACCCUUUGCUCUACGUAUUUGUGGGGCGGGACUUCAGGCAGAAGGCACGUCAAUCAGUACAGGGCAUCUUGGAGGGUGCCUUCAGCGAGGAAGUUACACGCUCCACUUCCUACUCACGGGACAGGACCAAGACUUCAGCAGACAGGGAUUUCAGCAGCAACACCCUCUAAAACGGGGCUUCUAGACAGCAAUACCAGGGCGGGGGCGGAGGGACACAUUUGCAGUUUCUAUGGCAGUGACUUUUUGCUUUAGGACAGCAGAGCCAGAACAAUGAGUUUGACUAUAAGCUGUAUGAGAUGCCCAUGGGGAAUGGGGCAGUUCCGAGAAGGCCAACCUCCCAUUGAAUAGCCUCCUGAAGAGAGGAGUUAGACAUGCCAAAAACAGGAAUCUUCUGAUGAGACAUACAAGGGAGACAGAGAGCCCUUAUUUGAGAGAGAGAAGUGCACUUGUUAGAUGUGUGGUGGGAUUAUGUAGUUACUCCUUUGACAUUACUGAAUAAGAAUGUGGUUGCAGAAUAUCUAUGUACUACAUUUAUUGAGCAUGUAUCACAUCAUUUGUACCUGCUAAAUUACAGGGAGAAGUAACUUCGACAUUUCUCCUUGGAAUUUGUCAUUGUACCUGUCCCCACCCUUAACUCUGCUUCAGUUGGGACCCUGAACUUUUUUCACAGCAGUGCCCAGCAGGAGUGUCCUCUGGGAAUUCUAGUUUUCCUCACAACAGUGCAUUGUAACAGACAUCCCCUACCUGGUCAUCAGCAUUGGAAGCUGCCUUUCAGGCCAGUAUUCCUAGGGUCUUUCAGUUUCAGUUAACCAUGGCCUUCCUUCCUACUAUUCCUGUCCCCAAAGAGCCACUUCUCUUAUUUUCAUGGCAGCUUAAGGAGAGUUUCUACAUCGCAUAUAAUACAUCACUGCACAGAAUCAAUAACUGGGGCAUAAGGGGCAAUUUCCUGAAAAACAAACCUCAUGCUGUGGACAUGAGUUCAUUAGAAAUAGGACCCUCCUUUAUGGCUUUAGAAGGUCCCCUUGAUAUUACAACCUGAGAUACAGUGAUGAGGCAAUUGAGGUAGAUCCCACCAAUCAUGGAGAUGUCCCUACUGCAUCUAAAGCCGCUGGAUACCCAAGUAAUCAGCGCAGCGACUGCCAUCCAGCAGGUAACCCUGAGUAGGCUGGAGCUGAGUCACCCCUUCUGUAAAAUUUCAGAAGUGAGAUGGCUUGGAAGGUGGUGUGCCUGAAUUCAAACUGUAUGCUUGUGAGACACGAGA
This is a messenger RNA of Chelonoidis abingdonii (Abingdon island giant tortoise), 2141 nucleotides long. Its product is annotated as C3a anaphylatoxin chemotactic receptor-like. NCBI's taxonomy places the organism in Eukaryota, Metazoa, Chordata, Testudines, Testudinidae. Gene Ontology annotation, biological process: complement receptor mediated signaling pathway; inflammatory response; phospholipase C-activating G protein-coupled receptor signaling pathway. Gene Ontology annotation, molecular function: complement component C5a receptor activity; G protein-coupled receptor activity; complement component C3a receptor activity. The record is from RefSeq and is a predicted model, not a curated record. Gene Ontology annotation, cellular component: plasma membrane.